This is a messenger RNA of Durio zibethinus, 2827 nucleotides long. RefSeq lists its product as uncharacterized. Gene Ontology annotation, molecular function: double-stranded DNA binding. Gene Ontology annotation, biological process: regulation of DNA-templated transcription. Lineage: Eukaryota; Viridiplantae; Streptophyta; Magnoliopsida; Malvales; Malvaceae. The record is from RefSeq and is a predicted model, not a curated record.
GUAAAUAUUGAUUAUAAAAAUUAAAUAUUGAUAAACACAAAAAAUUAGACAAUAUUCAUUCAUGAUCCAAAAGUUAAAGCCCACUGCGAAGUGGGAGGCCGUUUUCAGUCACAACCUGAAAUAUCCAAAGAAACUGAGCGUUAUCGUCAUCAUAAUCAAUAUUCAUCAUCCACUCAAAAUCUACAAUGGCAUUAAACCAAAAUUUUCAGACCCUGAGACUGGACUAUCUAUCGAUCUCUUCUGUACAAUUCCUUUCGGGAAAGCCGGUCCAACUCAAAAGCAACCUAGCCGAUUUAAAGCCUAAACUCGUGUCUCUCCAAAAUGAGACUUCUGUUAAACCUAUCACCUGGAAAACCACCGCCAAGCAACACACUUUCACUGUCACUUAUCUUAUAAACUCAUGUGGGUUGUCCUCAGAGUCUGCCAUCUCAGCUUCGGAAAAGGUACACUUUCAGUCUCCUGAGAAACCUGACUUGGUUUUGGCGCUUUUGAGAAACUAUGGGUUCUCUAGAACCCAGAUCUCAAAUCUCAUCAGGAAGCGCCCCGUGCUUCUUGUAGCAAAUCCUGAGAAUAUUCUUUUGCCAAAGCUUGAAUUUUUUCUGUCUAUGGGGUUGUCAAGAUCUGAUCUUGCAAGGACUCUUUCUUCAGACCCAACGCUCUUGACUAGAAGCUUGGAGAACCAAAUUGUACCUACUUACAAAUAUCUGAAGAGUGUUUUGCUAUCCAAUGAGAAAAUUGUUUCUGCUUUAAAGCGUACUACAUGGAUCUUCCUAGAAGAUCGUUCAAAGAAUCUUAUGCCCAAUAUUGCUUUUUUGAGAAAAUUAGGUGUCCCCCAAAAAUUUGUUUCCCUGUUGUUGACUCAUUUCCCUGAGGCUGUGACGCAAAAGCAUGAAGAUUUCUGUAGAAUUGUGGGAGAGGUUAAAGAAAUGGGGUUUGAGCCUAGGAAAUGCACGUUUGUGUUAGCAGUGCAUGCCCUUUCAGGGAAGGGUAAUAAGUCAUUAUGGGAAAAGUGUUUUGAGGUUUACAAGAGAUGGGGUUGGUCUAAGGACGAUAUUCUUACAGCAUUUAGGAAGCACCCUCAUUCUAUGAUGUUGUCGGAGAAGAAAAUUAUGAUGACUAUGGAUUAUUUUGUUAAUAAGAUGGGGUGUCCAUCACGAGCAAUUGCUCAAUUUCCUGUUAUCUUGUUUUUCAGCUUGGAGAAGAGAAUAAUCCCUAGGUGUUCAGUUUUUCAGAUUUUGUUGUCAAAGGGAUUGAUAAAAGAAGAUUUAAGCUUAACCACUGUGUUGCUGCCUGUUGAGAAGCGCUUCUUGGAGAGAUUUGUGAUCAAAUAUCAGGAGAAGGUACCUGAAUUGUUGAGUGUGUAUCAAGGUGAAAUUUGAGGGAGUAUGAUUUGCAUCGUUAGUUAUCAAUUGUGAGUUAAAUAUCAAUUCACUCUCAUUGAAUUAACUUAGCAUUGGUGGUUUUGGGCACCAAAGUAUCAAUGGAACUUUCAGUUCAUGUAUAUGGUGCCUGGACCUGGAGUAGUUUUUGUUAUUUGCAAUUGUUCUGUUGACUAAAACUUACUGAGAAUUGAUUGUAGGUUGCCUGGAAAAGUUCACCCAUGAACUUGAUUCUACAAACUACAUAUAAGUUUCCAUGUGUUGAAAGGUCUCCAUAAGCUUCCCUUCCCUUCCCUCCAUUUUUGCUGUGGAAAGAAGAAAUUUAUAAUUUGAAUAUAGUAUAAUGUCUAGUUAAAGAUAUAGGUUGCGUUUGGAGUUAUGGAAGUAGUCCAAAUUUUCUACAAUUUAAUUGCUCCUGAUCCUACCAUCUCAUUGCAUCCAAAAACCUAUGCAAAAUAACUUUACCACUUGUAUGUAAUGUUACAACUUUUCAUUCGACAAAUUUGCCGUCUCCCUCUCAUCUUCUUACUCUCUGACAAAUCUGCCCAGCUCCUCCUGUUGCUGACGCCUUCAAUCCCUUUGAGCUCCUUCUCCCCCCCAUCUGACAAAAGUUAUGUGCUAAGUGCAAACCUGCAAAAUUGUUGCUUUUACUUGUGUAUUCGGUGGCCAUGGAUUGGUGGCUUCAUCAAGCUGUAGGAAUGCGGAAGACGUCGGUUCAGAAGAUAAGCAUUUACGAUGCAGAUUUAACAGCUUUGUAACAAAGGAAUGGUGAACUACUUACUCUAUAAAUAACUUAUCAAAAGUGUUUUAACUUCCUUAGAGAACCCUUUUUUCGGCAUCGUUAUUCUUGCAUUGGAUCAGCAAAAAAAUGAAAAAGGUGGAGGUGGAGAUAAGAAUGGGCCUGUGACGGACAGGUCAUCUGCUGCUCCGAUAAGCCAGCAAGCACAUCGCUUUUAAAUCCAGUAGGCAUGAUGCCUCUCUUCCGCUGUUUUGUUAGCGCUCACCGCUUUUAAUUCCGGUAGGCUUACCACUGUUAUUCCCCUCGAUGGCGAGACAGGUAAAGGCCCACUUUAUCGCUUCGACACGGCCACUGGUUAUUCAUUCUUUUUCACUUCUCAAGGCCACCUCAAUGCCUCUACUCGGGUAACAAGCUCACGUUACCGAGCCUGCCAUGUAACAUUCAAGAGGGAGAAAAUGUAAAGCUCUGGCUGGCUGUCUCUUUAUUCGGUGUGGGAUAAUAGAUUAUUGAAUUAGGGGAGUGAGAACAUCAGAUUUAUAAAUUCUUUUUAACUAUCCUUUCUUGUUUUCAUGGUAGGAAUAACAGCCAGAGGCAAAAGCUUAAUAGUCAAAAUUCUCUAAUAAAAGAAAGGUAAUGGGCUAAAGCUCUGAAAUAAAAUAAAGUUUCGGUGAAAUCCUCUUGUAAAUGCUUAAUCUCAUUGUUACCAUGG